Lachnellula hyalina is the source of this 1623-nucleotide messenger RNA. RefSeq lists its product as uncharacterized. Bases 1 to 1623 code for a protein of 540 amino acids. Lineage: Eukaryota; Fungi; Ascomycota; Leotiomycetes; Helotiales; Lachnaceae. The record is from RefSeq and is a predicted model, not a curated record. The transcript is spliced from 4 exons.
AUGGGCUCCCAUCGCUAUCCAGUUUUGGGACCCUCGAUCCCAACGAGCGCAGCAAAAGCCUCAACAACAAUACGGAUAUUGAAACCGGGCAUCGUGAUGGGAGCCGUGGUGCUGCUGAUAAUCGCUUCGGUGUCUGGCAUGUUUAUCGGGAUUGGGAUAUUGGGAGGGAGACAUGUUAUAGGGGUAAAGAUUGCCCACGGAUUUGUGUCAAGUCUCGGUAUUGUAUACGUGCUGCUUCAUUUCAUAGCAGCAUGCCGCAACGAGCCUGUAGGGAUUGUGAGGCCGCCGCAGCUGAAACUUCAUGCUGCGUGCUUUAUUAUCGCCAAACUUGGGUUGGCGCUAUGGGUCAUGGCCAUGAUCGCUUCCAGUGCUGUGGCGUCGAGACCGAAUGUCUGCAGGAAUGGUGGAAGGGAUUGUAAAACGAUGUUGAUCGAGGUGGUGAUGUCCAGUUUGGCAUUCAUCGCAACAGGAACUAUCCUGGCAGCACUCGAAGCAUGUCCAUAUCCAUUCCAACCACUAGAAGUCUUCCACGUCGCGAGAAAGGUUUCUGUUCGACUUAGCUCGUUCGACAAGGACUUUAUAGAACGCAGCGCCUCAGAUGUCUCUUCUUUCGGUCAAGAGAAUGCUUAUGCGACGGAGAAGAAAGACCCAACUAGAGUCAAAGAGAGCAUCAGACGAAAGCCGCUGCCGAUCACACCAUCAGUGGGAUCAGAGAUGUCUGAUAUAUCCGAACUUCAGCGACCUAUCACUCCCCUCUUACCCAUGCGAGGAAUGAGGAGGACGAAAAGCUGGGGUCAGGAGUGGGCCCACCUUGUCAAAGAUACUAGUAGCAAAGGCUUGACACAUUCUGAUUCUGCGGUCUCGGGACUAUCAACAUCAUCGUCUGGUUACAUGAGUUCUGACAGUUCAGAGCUUUCAGUUUCCAAGCGUGAGAGGCAGCCAAAAGCCGUGACUCCAAGCAGUAGCAUCAGUAAUCUCUCCAAGAGAUCGCCGCUAGCCACCAUGAGAUCCGCAGACUAUCCCGAUGUCGUAGUCCGUCCGUCCUUGCGAUACUGCCCACCGAAUAUUCCAGGGCCACACGAAUGGAGCCCAUUGCGGACAGCGUCUUUGGGUCAACUACUCCCAGUGGCUGAUGUGCACUCGCUACAGCGAAGAUCGAUGUCAAUGGGAGGGCAGCAACUUCAGAUGAUUCGCGGACGUAGUGGGACUUUGCCAACAUUUGCACAUCAACAACAGAGGCCUCCAUUGACUGCCCGACGAUCGUGCGAUAUCAAGGUUCCCGGGGCAUAUAUCGACUUCUGUCUGUGUCUUGAGCUCGAACAAAAGUUGGAACACGUGAAUAAGAUUGAAGUCAUGUCGCUUGCGCAGAGCGAGAGAGACCCUGUGAAGCGGAAGCCAGAGGAAGUCAAAGUAAUGAAUUCCAAGUUGACAUAUGGAGAGAAGAGAUCCGUUGUUCCCUUUCCUCAGACAAGGAUAGGGCAGGAUAUCUCCCGACCGCAUGCCGCCAAGGUAAGUACAGGAAAAGAAAACCUUGCGAGGGAUGAACGCUUCAAACGACUGAGUUUGGGCGCCAUGACAACUGAAUUUGACAACAAGAUGUUCGAUGGAUGUGUAUUAGGUUGA